CUGGCAUGAAAAAUGACGUGCACUGCGAUACAAAGACAAGACAGUGCAACCUUAAUGGUACUAGCUGCUAUUUUCAUGGCACUUAUUACCAUUUUCACCGCGUGGAAGUUGAAACAGUUCAAAUACAUACUGAUAAAUGAAACUGGAGGUGCAAUGUUUUAUGGUAUGCUUUUGGGAUUCAUUGAGAGAUGCUUCUUGCAUGGCUGGGGAGAUAAUAUGAAAGAUGUGGAGAGUCUGUGCAGCUGUGUGGGCCUGAACAGCACUCAAGUCUUGACCGUCAACAACACAUCACAAAUGCAACUGAACAGACUUGUUAAGAAAACCAACCAAACGUUCCCACAUGUCUUGACCUCUCAUAUGGAGACCUUUGAUCCCGAGGUCCUUUUCAAUCUGUUCCUGCCACCCAUCAUCUUCCAUGGAGCUUACACCCUUAAUCAGAAACGAUUCAUUGGAAAUCUGGGAUCUAUUUUCACAUUUGCUUUUUUUGGUACCAUAAUCACCUUUAUGACCAUUGGGGCCUGCAUCUACGGUUUCACCAGACUGAUGGUGCUGUGGGGCCAUGCAGCAGAUGGAGACUUCCUCCUCACUGAUUGCCUCAUGUUUGGUGCCAUCAUAUCAACCACCGACCCAGUGUCAGUCCUUGGCCUGUUGUCAGACCUGCGUGUGGACCUGGAUCUGCAUGCUCUGCUGUUUGGUGAGAGUGUCUUGAAUGAUGCCGUAGCCAUCGUCCUGACACGUGCCAUCAUCACCUAUAGCAAGAUGGAUAUUGACCACAUCUUCGACCUCCUUGCCUUCGUCCUCUCUGUUGGUUAUUUUCUUGGAGUGUUCACCGCCUCCUUCCUCUUGGGUUUCAUAUUCACAGUCAUAACAGCCCUCAUCACUAAAUUCACUCGACUGCAUGAGAAUCCACUGCUUGAAACGUCAGUCUUCUUCCUGCUGUCCUGGAGCAGUUUCCUCUUGGCAGAAGCCAGUGGACUUUCAGGUAUUGUGGCGGUGCUGUUUUGCGGCUUGAGCCAGGCGAAGUACACGUUUCACAAUUUAUCCACUGAGGGCAGGAUCAGGACCAAGCAGCUCUUUGAAGUCUUCAGCUUCCUGGGGGAGAUUUUCAUCUUCAGCUACAUGGGAUAUGUAUUGUUGAUGUUUCCUUGCCAUGUCUUCAAAGCCCUCUUCAUUUCUGGGGCGUUUCUCUCCAUCUUUAUAUCAAGAGCAUGCAGCAUCUACCCUUUAUCUUUCCUGCUAAACCUGGGCCGCACAACCAAGAUCCCUCGCACCUUCCAGCACUUCAUGAUGUUUGCAGGUUUUAGGGGGGCUAUAGCAUUUAGCCUGGCUAUAAGAGACACACACACAGAAGCGAGGCGCACCAUCUUCACUACCACUCUGCUGCUGGUCAGCUUCACCAUCUGGGUGCUGGGUACGGUUGCUGAUCCCAUGCUGCGCUAUCUGGACAUCAGAGUGGGGGUGGAUGCAGAUGAAAAUCCAGAGGAUCUUUCUUUUGAGGUUGCUCCAGGGAGGCCAGACACAACACAAGCCCUGUGGCACCGUCUGGACUACAAAUAUCUAAAGCCCCUGCUGACGCAUUCUGGCCCUCCACUGACCAACUCACUGCCACAGUGGUGUGGAGUAUUUGCCCGACUCCUCAGCAGCCCCCAUGUCCACGAGGAUGAAGAGCAGCUGCGCGAGACUGAGCCAGAUAACACUCCUUCUGAUCUGGAGAAAAGUGAGAACCAGCCGGUAUGUAUAAGAGACGAACCUAGAUGUGAGCACCAGGAAGACCUGCUGGAGGGAGACCUGGGUCUUGGCACCAACCCCUGCUCACACGAGGGAGGCCUGAAUCUCCAGGACUCAACUCUAACCCCAGUUUAUCAGCCCCCGCCGUCAUGAGGCUAAGGCCCUGCCUCCCACAGUGAAUGGGGUCACUGGCCAGGGCAUUUGAGAGGAGCCAUCCGGGAGUCAGAAUUACAAUGGUUCCCGAAAGGUCACGCCCCCCGCUUGAGCUGACAUGCAUGCAGAGACACACAGAGGGAGGAUAAAAAAACAAUACAAAAGCCGUUGCUCUCUCUGUUUCUCUGCUGAUGAUUUUCUUUGCUUGUUUAAAAAUUAUUUUCAGUACUAAAUCAACUUAAACUACUGAAAUUGAAAAGUUAUGCUUGCAUAAUUUAAGUGCCUACUGUCUAACACAGCCAGCAGGAAGCAGAAUUUGACCACAAAAAGACCUGUGUGCAGUAUACUUUUUUUAUAAAAGCAAGCAACAGUACUGGUGAAAUGCACAUGUGAAG
This is a messenger RNA of Scomber japonicus (chub mackerel), 2276 nucleotides long. RefSeq names its product sodium/hydrogen exchanger 9-like. Gene Ontology annotation, cellular component: membrane; recycling endosome. Lineage: Eukaryota; Metazoa; Chordata; Actinopteri; Scombriformes; Scombridae. The record is from RefSeq and is a predicted model, not a curated record. The coding region runs from base 13 to 1881 and encodes 622 amino acids. The transcript is spliced from 16 exons. Gene Ontology annotation, biological process: sodium ion transport; proton transmembrane transport; regulation of pH. Gene Ontology annotation, molecular function: sodium:proton antiporter activity.